Sphenostylis stenocarpa is the source of this 2544-nucleotide messenger RNA. The record is from the annotation of a GenBank genome assembly. Lineage: Eukaryota; Viridiplantae; Streptophyta; Magnoliopsida; Fabales; Fabaceae.
AUGGCUCCUUCUUCUUCUCCUCCGCGUUUGCCAAACGUCACCGACCUGGCGCCCCAACAUGCGGCGUUUCUGGAUCAACACUUCCGAACCAAACGCGACUUAUCUCAGGGAUCCUCCAAUCUCUCUCUCUCCUCCUCGCUCUCGCAGCAAUGCUCCGAGCUAGAGUCCCUCUUACUCCGGCACGCGGCGAAACGCACCGUUUCGUGGAUCUCUCGCUCCUUCCUCGCCAAAUCCUCGCUCCAUCAACUCUCCCUCGCUCUCCGCGACCUCUCCCUCCGCACUUCUCCGUCGGGAAUUGGUUCGAAGAGGUUUCGGCGGGUGUUGAGUGAGGAGAUUCCUCGAUUGACCAAGGAAAUGAACCGAAUCGAGUCUUUUCGGUGUUAUCUUGAGACUGCUGUACAGUUGGAAGCUCUAGUUGGGGAUCUUGAAGAUGCUUCUCUCUUUGUCAUGGCUUGCCACAGAGGGAAUAUGUUUAAAUUGAAGCUCUUGAAUUCACCUAUCUCUGAAGAUGCUGCAAGAAAACAUGACAAGUUGCUUCAGGCUAUAAAAGCCAUGAAUGAUAUCGAAGAGGUAUUGGUUGGCGUUGUAAAAUUCCAUCUUCAGUGGCAUUGUCUUCUUAAGUCUGUUGACAUUAGAGUAGAUAAGAUCUUAUCUGCUCUCCGGCCACAAGUUUUUGCAGAUCAUCGGGCUCUUAUAAUCUCUCUUGGAUGGCCACCGAAACUGCUUCUAUCAAAAAAUGGAAGCGAUCAUAUCACACAACUUCCUAACCCAUUGGUUCUUAUGCAAGAAGAUAAAAGAAGAAAAUACUCGCAAAGUUUUAUAGCCCUCUGUGCUUUGCAGCAUCUGCAAAAGAGAAGGGAAGAAAGACAGCUUAAUAAUAAUCUUAUAGAGAAAGACACUCAGAACAUACAGCUUUGGGCCAUUGAUGAAUUAGUGUCACCUAUUGCAUCAAGGAUGGAAUACCAUUUCACCAAAUGGUCUGAGCAGCCAGAAUAUAUGUUUGCUUUGGCAUAUAAAGUUACCAGAGAUUUUGUUACAGGAAUAGAUGGUGUCUUGCAGCCACUUAUUGACAAGGCCAGGCUUAUCAGUUGUAGUGCAAAGGAGGCAUGGGUCUCUGCAAUGGUCCAAAUGCUCUCUGGCUUUCUUGAAAAAAAGGUUUUUUCUUUGCUCGCUGAAAGAUAUAAAGUAAAGCAUUUGAAGCCUGAUGUAUCAUCUUCAUGGCUUCACCUUGUGGACCUUAUAAUUGCAUUUGACAAAAAGAUGCAAUCCCUUCUCAAUUUGGAUACUUGUUUUCUGGCAAUGUCUGAGAGUUUUGAAGGGAACUCAAGAGGCAUAUCAGUUCUAUCAAUAUUUUGUAAUAGGUCUGAUUGGCUAAAGAUCUGGGCGAAAAUAGAGUUCAAAAAUACCUGGAAGAAACUUAAUACCGAACUGAAAGAAGAGAACUCGUGGGUGAUUUCUAAGAAAUGCAGACCUGGGAUUGACACAAAUCAGGACUAUCUGCUAUCGACUGUUGAAGAUCAUAAAGCUCCACCUAUUGCAGAGUUUUUUCUUAAAAUAAUCUGGGAAAUAAUUGAACGUUGCCAAACUGUGCCAUCCAUUUUAUCACGUGCACAAUUUCUUAGAUUUACUGCAGGAAGAUUCCUUUGGUACUUCUUUAAGUUUUUCCUUUUUCAGUUCAAGACAACUGAAUUAUGUCUGGAUAAUUCUGAUGUUGCUUUAGUUAGAGUGUGCGGGUUAAUAAAUGCUGCCAGAUAUAUUUGGAUUAAAUUGCAAGAAUGGAGUGAUUCUGUGGAUGUUUUGGAGAUGAAAAUUGCUGAAAAUGAUGCUGGCAAGCCCAUGCAAGAUGAUUCAAUGGAUAAUGGCUGCUUUUUUGACGAAGAAAUGAGGAGCUUGUCUGAAAUGGAAACGAACUGGCUUAUGGAAAUUAUUGCAGUUAUUCUUCGACAGUUCGAAAUGCUUUCUUGGGAAUAUGUUCAAAACAAUGAUAGCUUUAAAGAUGAUCAAGGUUAUACAAAUCUAAGAGAGGAUGUUGAUUUAGUAGUUUCUAAUGAUUUUGUUGAAGCUUUGGACGCCUUAAAAUCCUGGCUUCAAACUGUGAAGAUAAAUCUCAAUAAGAAGGAUUUUUCGGAUUUGUGGAGAAGCAUUGCUGAGGGGCUAGAUCAUUACAUUUCAUGCAGCAUUGUCAGAAGUGAGACUUGGUUCUUUAAGGUGGGAGCCAAUCAAUUUGAAGCUGAUAUGCAAGCACUAAUAUUUAUUUUUCAGCCUUACUGUGCUCGCCCACAAGCAUUUUUUCCUUGUAUUAGCGAGAUUUUUAAACUAUUGAAACUGAAAAAAGAAGAGGUAAAGCUAAUGCACACACUUUUAUCCAACAAUGAAAAUGGAUCAGAUAAAUGGGAUUCAGCAGAAAUUUCUAAGGAUGCUUCACAAAUCUUCCUGACUGACCAAGGAAAUGAAGUGAAAUAUGCUGGAGGAAGAACUGAGAUGUCUGAGGUGGCAUUAGAGAGGGGAGUUGAUUAUGCUGAGAAUGGCCGUAUGAGGGACUAG